AGGCUCAGGCGGCGGGCUUGUCGCGCGCGGGGGUUGUGAGGGCGAGGGGUGGGUGGGGGCUUUUUUGAAUGAUUUCUGCAGCUGGGGCUGAGCCGAGCCGAGCCGCUGCCGGAGGACCGUUUGGCGGCGUUUGUCCUGCGGGGUAGCAGCCCGGUCCUUAACAAGGUCUUUGGCCAUGAUCGCCCUCCUCUUGUGGGAUCAUCUCCGGGCGGGCAGCUCCGAACUGGACUGGUGCGAGGAUAACUACACCAUCGUGCCCAUCAUCGCCGAGUUUUACAACACGAUAAGCAACGUUUUGUUUUUUGUCCUGCCCCCUAUAUGUAUGUGCUUAUUCCGACAAUAUGCAACCUGCUUCAACAGUGGAAUCUAUUUAAUAUGGACCUUGCUAGUAGUUGUAGGGAUUGGAUCUGUCUACUUCCAUGCUACACUUAGCUUCCUGGGUCAGAUGCUCGAUGAACUUGCUAUACUUUGGGUUCUGAUGUGUGCUUUGGCUAUGUGGUUCCCCAGAAGGUAUCUACCCAAAAUGUUUAGGAAUGACAGAGGCCGGUUCAAAGCUGCAGUGGGCAUUCUUUCUGGAGUCACUACAUGCCUCGCCUUUGUUAAGCCCGCCAUCAAUAACAUCUCCUUGAUGACAUUAGGUCUUCCCUGCAGCGCCCUGCUUAUUGCAGAACUUAAAAGGUGUGACAACGUCCGAGUAUAUAAGCUGGGAUUGUUUUCUGGCCUAUGGUGGAUGUUGGCACUAUUUUGUUGGAUUAGUGACAAAGUAUUUUGCGAGAUUUGGUCAUCUUUAAAAUUUCCUUAUUUACACUGUGUAUGGCACAUCCUCAUCUGUAUUGCAGCUUACCUGGGCUGCGUCUGCUUUGCCUAUUUUGAUGCUGUCUCUGAGAUCCCCGAGCAAGGCCCCGUCAUCAAGUUCUGGCCCAGUGAGAAGUGGGCAUUCAUCGGGGUGCCCUACGUCACUCUCCUCUGUGCUCACAAGAAGUCUCCCCUCAAGAUCACUUGAAAGGCAACGGAAGCGUCCUGUCCUCUUUAACUGCUGUUUCUUCAAAAGGCCCGAAUCUCUUGCGGGAAGAUUGCCCAAGAGGGAGGUCCUUGCGGAAGCAAAGGACACCUGAUGACGGGGGGUCAGAGCAGAAUCUCAAAAAAAAAGUUUGUUCUGAGGGGCCUAAGAAAUGCCUGAAUCCGUCCAACGAGGAAAGCAGAAAGCCUGUAUUUCCACAAGUGCACCUCCCCAUUCCCUCCAAAAAAGUAAAGUUAUUUCUCUUCUGCUUUGACUGCCUGUCACACUCUCGGUGGGCCAGGAACUGGGUGGCAUCUUGCCCUGCCACAGUAAGCAAGGGUGUCCGUCUCUGCAGGUGUGUUGUUGGCUGUGUUCUGGUUGGGAAAUAAUCACCGGAUUUGUGUAUUAAGGAUUUAAUAGAAUUGCUUUGCAGCUGUUCCCUCCUCUGCUGCCGGUGUAUAUUUACACAUUAAUUGAGCAAAUGAAAUCCCUUUAAACUCCGCGGUCAGUUUAAAAGGAGUGCAAUCCUUGAGAAGCUGGCUCUCUUCUUAAUCCAUCAAAAUAUGAUAAACAAACGACAGGGGUGGUUGUUGUUUUUUCAAUCCAUAUAUAAUAGUUCACUCUUUGGAGACUGGUUUACUGCAAGAUGUGGGAGAAAAGCCAGUGAAGGAAAAAAAAAUGUCUUUGAAAUGACUGGUUGUGAGGUUUUACUUGGUCUCCAGGCAGUUAAGUAAUAUUUCAGCCGAGUUCUGGGAAGGAGAGCAAUUCAGCAAUCUACCCAAUUUCUGACAAAAAACAACAACAACCAAACAGUUUAUCUGUUAAUCUCUAUUUUAAUUCCAUGUUCUUUGCAAGCAAACAAAUGAACUUGGAAAGGUUUGAGUUUAAUUAUCCGUCUGGGUUUGUUUUUUCUUUUUGUUUUUUGCCUGUUGUUUCCAUGACACACUUUUAGGAGAUAGUUUAUGUAGAGAGCAAUCAAGCCUCAUUAUUCACUUCCAUUUUUAAGCAGAUAUCACUAAAUGUCAAGGGUAGCGAAAAAAUAGGGCUUUGGCUUCUUGCAGGUGUUUGAAAGCUUCUUAAAUUGUGCAUGAGUUGGGGUGUUCCCCAGAUUCUGAAAUAUUUGAACAUUUGUUAAAAUAUCUGUUAGUGAGUCUGUGAAAUCAAAAUGGUGCUCAUGGGCCAUGUGGUUAAAAGUUUAGCCCUGCCCCCCUUUUUUUUGUGAUGCAAGAGAAAAAAAAGGGGGGCUCCAAUUAUCUCACUAUUUAUUUAUUUAUUUUUUGACUGACCCUGUAGAUGAUCCUGCAGUCAGUCCUAUGAAUUUGGAGCUUUUAACGUUGCUUUUGAAAGAAUCCUCUCUUUUGUAUUUAAAUGCUUUAAAUUUAAGAGGUGGGCUGGUAUAAGACGAGAUGUCGGAUAAAUAAUCAGCCACGGCUUAGUAGUUUGGGCGGAAA
Molecule: messenger RNA, 2451 nt
Organism: Notechis scutatus (mainland tiger snake)
Lineage: Eukaryota; Metazoa; Chordata; Lepidosauria; Squamata; Elapidae
Gene: ACER2
Product: alkaline ceramidase 2
Biological process (GO): sphingosine biosynthetic process; ceramide catabolic process
Cellular component (GO): Golgi membrane
Molecular function (GO): N-acylsphingosine amidohydrolase activity
Source: RefSeq, a predicted model, not a curated record